Molecule: messenger RNA, 2163 nt
Organism: Talaromyces rugulosus
Lineage: Eukaryota; Fungi; Ascomycota; Eurotiomycetes; Eurotiales; Trichocomaceae
Exons: 3
Coding region: 1-2163 (720 amino acids)
Molecular function (GO): protein binding
Source: RefSeq, a predicted model, not a curated record
AUGGUUCUCCAAUUCUUUUCCAAAUCGCCGUCGCCCGACAAGACCAAAGACAAAAAGGAAAAGGAAAAGGAAAGAGAAAGAACAAAAGACAGGAGCAAGAGCAGAAAAGACGCUGCCAAGGACAAGCAAGAAAAAAAACCUGCCAAAAAGUCGCGCGAGAAACAACCGCCCAAUCUCACCACCACCACCAGCACCUCCUCCACCACCAUCCCCCAGCUCACCCCCGACCAGCACCACGACGACGACAACGACGACGAUUACGACUUUUCGGCGUCUUCAUCGCCUCAGAAAUCCGCGUCGACUUCACCGCGCAAGUCCUCCAAGCCGCCGUCGCUCUCGUUCCGCCAGCACAGCCGCUCGUCGUCGGCUGCCUCGUCCAAGUACAAUCUCUUCUCGGCCAACAGCCGCAGUUCGCAAAGCCGGGACUCGCACCCGCUCAACCUGCCGCCCGACGAGCUCCGUCGACAACUGUUCGCCAUGACUGCCGCGAGAGAAGACAGCAUGCGGAGCUCCAUGGACCUCGACCGCGAUGCCACCGCCUCGCCGCAGCCUGCAGACGCUCCCACCCCGAUGAGCAGCACAGCUUCCAACGGCCUGCCCAACGGCGGCGACGCCGAGCGCAGUCCGACCCCGCCGCCUCAUCGCGCAAGCCCGCCUAUCAGUGAUGGAGGCGAGUCCUUUAAACUGGCCGGAAACAAGUUCUUCAAGCAGGGCGAGUACGACCGAGCCAUCCAGGAGUAUAACAAAGCCCUCGAGGUAACCCCCAACUCGUCCAUAUUCCUCUCCAACCGUGCCGCCGCCUUUUUGGCUGCAAACCGCUUCCUGGAGGCCCUGGAAGACGCACAGCGUGCCCUCGAACUCGAUCCGGGCAACCCCAAGAUCAUGCACCGCAUGGCCCGCAUUCUGACCAACCUGGGACGACCUGCAGAAGCCCUGGAUGUCUUGUCAAACGUCCAGCCCCCGGCCACGGCCAAGGACCGUUCCGCGCCAGAGACCAUGCUCAAACACAUCACACAGGCCGAGCAGUCAUUGAGCGAGGGCAAGGGCGGCUCAUUGGUCGUGUUUGCCAUUGAGCAAGCACGCCAAAUGCUCGGCUCAGGAGUAAAGACUCCUCGCAAGUGGACUCUGAUGACGGGCGAGGCCCAGUUGCUGAUUGGCAACGACAACGCCUACGGCAAAGCACACGACGUGGCAAUCUCGCUGCUGCGCGAGAACAACCAGGACCCAGACGCCCUGCUUCUCCGAGCCAGAGCCUACUACGGCCAGGGAGAGAACGACUCGGCCAUAAAAUACUUGAAGAUGUGUCUCGGUUUGGAUCCCGACAGCAAACAGGCCAUCAAACUGCUUCGCCAAGUGCAAAAGCUGGUGCGCACCAAGGACGAGGGCAAUGCCGCCUUCAAGGCCAAGAACUACCAGCGCGCAGUAGACCUCUACUCGCAGGGUCUUGAAAUCGACCGUACCAACAAGGACAUCAACUCGAAGCUGCUGAACAACCGAGCACAGGCCCGCCAUGCGCUCAAGGACUACGACAAGGCCAUUGAAGACUGCACCGAGGCUCUCCGCCUGGACCCGAGCUACGUCAAAGCACAGAAGAUCCGAGCCAAGGCUUAUGGUGCGGCCGGAAACUGGGAGGAGGCCGUCAAGGACUACAAGAACGUUGCCGAAGCCAACCCCGGUGAAAAGGGCAUUCAGGAGGACAUCCGCCAUGCCGAGUUUGAGCUCAAGAAGAGCAAACGAAAGGACUACUACAAGAUGCUUGGCGUGACCAAGGAUGCUUCUGACACGGAUAUCAAGAAAGCCUACCGAAAAAUGGCCAUCCAGUACCACCCUGACAAAAACCCAGACUCAACCGACGAGAUGUUCAAAGAGAUUGGUGAGGCAUAUGAGACUUUGAUCGAUCCUCAGAAACGCGCUGCUUACGAUAACGGCGACGACCUCAUGGACCCUGCCGACAUGUUUGGCCACGGUGGCGGCUCUCCGUUUGGCGGAAUGGGAGGAAUGCCAGGUGGCAUGGGAGGAGGCGGCAUGCACGGCGUCAAUAUCGACCCGAACAUCCUCUUCAACAUGAUGAACGGCGGAGGCGGCGGGUUCGCCCAUGCUGGCGGCAAUCCGUUUGCUGGAGCCCAAGGCCGGGGCGGUGGCUUCCAGAACUUUCAGUUUUAA